AUGAAGGAAGAAACAGAACCCAGAGACACCCCCGAAGGCUCGGCUGCUGGUGACGAGUCGAAGGCCAGUCUUGCUUCCAAGGAUCGCAAAUGCCAAUAUUGCCAGCAGGCGUUUACAUCCUCAUCACUGGGUCGACACCUCGACCAAUUUCUUUUUAAGAAGAAACCCGACGGAAUCCACGAUGUCGAAGAGAUCCGACGAAUUCGCAGCGGAAUCACCAGGCGUCAGGCCCGAACAUCCACAGGGAAGACCGAGGGUAGUCCUGAAAGAACCCAGAAAAAGGGCACAUCAGAGCCGUUUACAGCCGUAGACUCGGGAUCGAAGUCGCGCGAGACUCCGGUGCGCAUGAUGUUCAAUACACCCACCUGGCACGCGACGGGGGUGAUCAACGAUAUCCCCAACCCUAGUCGCGUGCUAGAUGGGCCUCGCAUUGCGCCAUCGCAAUCUCGCACAGGGUCGCUACAGCUACCGGACUAUGUGAGUCGAGGUGCUAGCUCCAGCAACCCGGAUACAAUGCGGGCGCUGGAGCUCGCACUGCGCGAGGUUCUUGAUAAUAUCAAAGCCGCGAGCUCUCGUAUCCGGCCCCGGCUCUCUCCGUUCGACUUCGACAUGCAAGCUCAGACCUUCCCCUCCAUGUGUCUGCAGUUGCUCCCUCCACCGCCAAGCCUGUUUGCGACACAUCCGUUUUCCUCCUCUACCUCGUUUCCACUGCAGCCCCCCGGCGCCGAGCACCUCGAUAUACUCCGCCAAGCCCUUCGCUCCAAGGUCGCACAAUGGCAAACCGACCAACUCGCAGUAGACUUGACUGCCGGGCCUCACAUGAGACAUGGGAAUAGCGGAGUGGAUCCGAACAUGAUAUACCGAAGCGCACAACAGCACGAGGAUAUCAGUUUUCGACACUUAGAAUUGGCCUUCAAUCAUUGGAAUUCUCUGUCCCACGAGACCCGUCGCGACGCGUGGCAAUUGGAGAUCACACGUGCAUUUGCGCGCGAGACAGAGAAGCGCAAGUCCUCAGACGAGCAACUCGCCCGAGUACAACAGGAAGCAAAUCAGCUGCGCGCACAGGUCGAGCGCCUGGGGUCAUGUCAGUGGCCUCGUGAGUUCGCACUCUUCCCCCCAGAUACGCUCCCCCUACCACGGGAUGUAGCGCGGGAAUUAGACGCACAAGAAAGCCACAUCAGUGCCGACUCCACGCGAUGGGACUACGACAGCGUGGUCGCUAAAUGGAGACGUGUUGUUAUGCAUGAUAAGAGCAUGGGCCGGGUCGGGGUCGGUUAUGGAAACCCCAGUCCGCUGGGGGAUCCAGAUCAAAGUCAGUCUCAGCAAAGCCCUGAUGUUCGGCCACCACGCCCAGGCGAAGACACUACCUCCCACCCGAAUCGCUUGCGCCCAUUGCAAUCUGCUACGGCUUUGAGCCCGGACGCUGCGGCUACCUCCACCCCUGCUUCAUCUACCCACUACGCUUCACCCCACUCUUUUGCAGACCCUCGCAGCCCGCCAAGCGGUGCGCUACACAGCGGCAUGCCCCAGGUGGGUGGGCUGCCCCCGGCCAAGCGACAGCGUCUCAUGAAUGGCUCAGAAGACCCAUCUGGUCCUUCAUCUGAGUCUGGUCAUCCUCCGCCUUCUGCGGCUGGUAAACCGUGGGGAUCUUCCACGCCUCAUUUAUCCAAUCUUGCUGCACCCUCAGGACAGACGCCUACUUCAUCGUCGUCCAGGAAUUGA
Messenger RNA from Penicillium expansum, 1722 nucleotides. RefSeq lists its product as uncharacterized. The coding region runs from base 1 to 1722 and encodes 573 amino acids. The transcript has 2 exons. The record is from RefSeq and is a predicted model, not a curated record. NCBI's taxonomy places the organism in Eukaryota, Fungi, Ascomycota, Eurotiomycetes, Eurotiales, Aspergillaceae.